ACCACGUUUCAUGUAUAUCACACUCUUUCUCUCUUUCUUUGCUAUCAAUACCUCGUUCAAUGGGAACCGCGAUUCUUCAAAGAGGGUUACGCUACGAUACGACGUCGUCGCAUCCCACUUCACCUCCUGCCAAAUCGCACAAGAAUCACAACCCUAACCCUAACCCUAGCCCUACCGCAACUCGCCGCCGGAACCGGGCUCCGGCCGCCGUUUCGCAAGACCGUGAUCGGGGCCGCCGCGACGGCGAUCGGUCAUGCGUGGUGGUAAAAAACCCUGGUGCGAAUCUCGUGAUGGGGCAGGUCAAGAUUCUCAAGAGAGGCGAGAAGCUAAGCCCUGAGCCCGCCACCGCCGCCGCUGCGAAGAAGAAGAUUGAGGGAGGUUUCGAUUCGGUUUUGGGAACCACGGAUCGGUUCGGUCCGGAACCUGAGACGGUGCAGAAGCAGGUUAGGGUUCCGGAUUUGAAGGACGCGAGCGCGAUGUUUGCUGGACCGACUUCGUUGGUGUCGCCGCCGCCGAGCUCCGUUCCGGUCCCGAUAUUCCUCAAGAGGGAGAAUCUCGCUGCUACGGCUUGUGAUUUGAUGCAGUUGCUGCGCGUGGUGAAUUAGACGAUGAUGAUGGAUUGGUUGGUUCUGUUCUCUGGAUUUCACUGUUGAUGAUGAUGAUGGAUUGCGUGUGAGACGCGAGGAACUGUUGGCUACUUUCUUGGGAAAACUGUUUGAUCUUGUCACAGAGUGUCACUGGCUUCCUUUGAUUUUUCUAUCAAGAGGAUUGCCGUUGGGCACGAGUGAAGAAAGUGAUGGAAAAUUCGAAGGCUGAAGAGCAAAGCAAGGCUUGUAGGAAUAUCAAAGAUUGUAACUAUUUGGUUUCUGAAAAGGGUGGCUUUGUGUCAGUUUAUAGGUAAGGUUAGUGAGUGCGUUUGUAUGGGUCUAGUUAUGAUGUAAAUUCAGGGGUUCUUAUACUCUGAUUGGUAGGGAGCACUUCAAAAUCUAGUGUUUGAAGUUAGAAUGCAUAUGAAAUAAGUAGCAAAUUUGUGUUUCUUAGAUGGGUGUGUUUGAUCUUAAAGUCAGUCACUCUUGUUGAUGUAGUUUUGAAAUUCAGUGUAAUGAAUUUUCUGGUAUUUGCAGUAAUACUUGAUAGUUUAUAGUUUA
Messenger RNA from Lotus japonicus, 1148 nucleotides. RefSeq lists its product as uncharacterized. NCBI's taxonomy places the organism in Eukaryota, Viridiplantae, Streptophyta, Magnoliopsida, Fabales, Fabaceae. The transcript has a single exon. Bases 60 to 605 code for a protein of 181 amino acids. The record is from RefSeq and is a predicted model, not a curated record.